AUGCGUUGCUCUGUCGUGGUCGGAUUUUGUUUGGUAGUGGCAGUUUCUGCCACCGUAGAGGUGUCUACUAACUACCACAUCGAUAUCGGUAUCCCGGAAGCGACCAGGAUAAAAGAAGCCGAGGAAAAGAUCUUGGCUAACCAAGACAAUGUAAACGAGAGGAUAGUUGGUGGUGUUGUAUCGCCUCCGAAUGCGUUUCCUUAUCUGGCUGGCUUGCUCGUCACCUUCUUCAAUAACCCGGGUACCUCCGCUUGUGGCUCAUCAUUGAUCAGCGCUGAUCGUCUAAUUACGGCCGCCCAUUGCUGGGACGUUCCUGGCUCUCUAUUCGUUAGACAAUUCGUCGUGGUACUGGGGUCUCAAUUUUUAUUCAGCGGAGGCACCAGAAUACCCACUUCAAACGUCGUGGUUCACCCCCAAUAUGAUCCAAAUUUUUAUACAAAUGAUAUAGCUAUUAUCUACUUACCGUAUCGUGUUUCAUUUUCCACCACAAUCCGACCAAUCGCUCUGCCCCACAACAAUUUAUGGGAUAGCUUCGUGGGUCAAGUCGCCACUGCCAUUGGCUAUGGCAAGACUAAUGAUGCUCAAACAGGAAUAUCCGUAAAUUCGGUGGUGAGUCACGUCUCCCUGCGAGUGAUCUCCGUUCAACAGUGCCGGGCCGUAUUCGGCUGGAACUUCGUGCAUGAAAGUACCCUCUGCACGGACGGUUUUGGCGGAAUUGGCAUCUGCGGUGGCGACUCUGGUGGACCUCUUGUUGUCAAUCGCAAUGGUCAGGAAGUCUUGGUGGGUGUCAGUUCAUUCGUCGCUAGAGCUGGCUGCCAGCUUGGUCAUCCAUCUGCGUUUGCUAGGAUCACUAGCUUUUACAAUUUUAUUCUGCAGCACAUGUAACUCGGAUUCUAUCUUUUGACUUUUAAUAAGUGUUUAAUAUUUUAUUUU
Vanessa atalanta (red admiral) is the source of this 933-nucleotide messenger RNA. RefSeq names its product brachyurin-like. Gene Ontology annotation, biological process: proteolysis. The transcript is spliced from 5 exons. The record is from RefSeq and is a predicted model, not a curated record. NCBI's taxonomy places the organism in Eukaryota, Metazoa, Arthropoda, Insecta, Lepidoptera, Nymphalidae. Bases 1 to 885 code for a protein of 294 amino acids. Gene Ontology annotation, molecular function: serine-type endopeptidase activity.